This is a messenger RNA of Argiope bruennichi, 519 nucleotides long. It is a transcript of the gene SNRPG, whose product is annotated as small nuclear ribonucleoprotein G-like. The record is from RefSeq and is a predicted model, not a curated record. Gene Ontology annotation, cellular component: U5 snRNP; U12-type spliceosomal complex; SMN-Sm protein complex. Gene Ontology annotation, molecular function: RNA binding. The coding region runs from base 135 to 371 and encodes 78 amino acids. Gene Ontology annotation, biological process: spliceosomal snRNP assembly; mRNA splicing, via spliceosome. Lineage: Eukaryota; Metazoa; Arthropoda; Arachnida; Araneae; Araneidae. The transcript has 4 exons.
CCGUUAUUUCAUCUUUUUGCCGGGUACUGUUCAUGCGUACUGUUAAUUCGUUGUCGGUUAAUUUGUAAUUACUGUUGAUUUAUUUGCUGAAAUAUUACUGUAGCGUAGUUUUUUUUAGAAAAUUUCUUUCCAAGAUGAGUAAGGCACAACCUCCUGAAUUAAAACGCUAUAUGGAUAAGAAACUUCAUUUGAAAUUGAAUGGUGGAAGGCGUAUUGUUGGAAUUCUUCGAGGUUUUGAUCCUUUUAUGAACCUUGUUAUUGAUGAAGCUAUGGAGAAAACUAAGGAUGGAGGUCAAAAUGCGAUUGGGAUGAUUGUUAUUCGUGGCAACAGCAUUGUUCUUCUGGAAGCAUUAGAACGUGUAACUAAUUGACACUAAUUCAUACUAUAAGUCAUCUUGUAAAAAUACAUUUUCCAUUUUCAGUUUGUUAAAGAUGCACUCAUAUUUACGCUUUUUUAUAUGUAUGUGAUUGUACUUUUUUUUUCAUUUUGAAAAUUAAACAUUAACAUAUUGAUACUAA